Nematostella vectensis (starlet sea anemone) is the source of this 1885-nucleotide messenger RNA. RefSeq lists its product as uncharacterized. The record is from RefSeq and is a predicted model, not a curated record. The transcript has 7 exons. The coding region runs from base 118 to 1056 and encodes 312 amino acids. Lineage: Eukaryota; Metazoa; Cnidaria; Anthozoa; Actiniaria; Edwardsiidae.
CAGAUCCGCUGACCGUAGCGACCUGUCAUAGCUUUGGAAUGUGGCUCCAUGAAAUAAGAUUUCAAGAUCAGUUCUGAACACGAAAAACAACAUCUUCUAUAGCCUUCGCUUGUAAAGAUGAAAGGGCUAAUUUAUGUACUAGGGUUGUGCCUCACAGCUCAAGCUCUGCCAGGAGUUCCCACAGCCGUUGCAGAUGCAAGUGAUAAAGGCCUUCCUCCAGACAAGAGACUGGUAUGCAAGCUCGACUUCACAAGUACAAAAGGCACCGUUGUCGAGGACUCUUCUGGAUAUGCCAACAAUGGAUAUCUUGUUGGGGGUUCUAUUCUCGUUCACUUUAAUGAGGGCAAAUGUGGCAAUGCUGCCUAUACGUACUGUGGGGAUAUCUUAUUCCACGGCGAUACCUUCCAGGGCAAGCCCUAUGUAGCCGCCACCAUCGCUGCGUGGGUGAAACUGAAGGAGGUGGAGGGGAGCCACUCCAUCUUUGACACGAUUGGUAUCAGUCACCAGUGCGGGCAGUUCCACUUUGAGGUGAACAAUGGCGCCGUCAGGUGGUUUCACCGGAACGAGACUCAGCAGACGAUCUUCUCGUGUAACGCAGAGGGAGAGCAGGUCAAGGCCGAUAAGUGGACCCACAUCGCUGGUACAUACGACUCCGCUACUGGCAAAGCCAAGGUCUACAUCAACGGACUUCUCAGAAACAUGACCACUGGCUCUGGACUCCUGUCACGUGACUGGCUUACGCGCGCAGGUAUAGGCGACCAUAAGGCAAACAGACCUCUGAAGGGAUUCGUCGAUGACUUCAGAAUUUACAACUACGCACUCAACAAAGCCGAGAUCUUUCAGCUCGCUCAGGAAUGCGGUCUCCUGUCUGCAGCCCCGGCGGCCAAGAAGAAGACAUUUGACAUCACGGAACCUUUGAGUGACAGCGACGCUGCUCCUUCCAAGGCCGCCAUCGCAUCAAGCGACGACUUCCUCCCCAUAAAGAAAGAGCCACGACGCAACGUUCAGAACCAGGACACCAUUGAGGAAGCCGUCCUCAAGCGCUCACAAGUCUAAGACUCCCCUCAAUUAUACGUCGCCUGAAGAUCUCUGAUGUUGUCAUGGUGAUGGACGUUCAUGAUGAUGUGGCAUCGUAGCAAUGACCUUUGAUUCUGUAAUGAACAGUAAUCACGAUGGCAUUUAUCAUUGUGAUGAACGUCAAUCAGGAUAAUGUCAAUCAUCCUGAUUGACGUCUAUCAUUAUGAUGACACCGAUGUUGAUUGACAUUUAUGAUGAUGAUACCCAUGAAGCCUUGAUCAUCGUGACAGUCAUGUGGUUGUGGGUUUUGGUUAUGAUGAUGUUGCCUAUGAUAGGAUCAUUUGUGGUGGUGUCAACCACUAUAUAAGCAACAUUAUUGUCAUUUUGACUUGUUCUGUUGUGUCAUGUUAUGACUUACCCAGUCGUCUCGAACCUGACGCUGAAUUCAACUUUCCAGAUUAACCUUGUCGAAUAGCUCUCUAUUGCUGAUGUACAUAUACGAUAUAUUUAUUGAUAAAUACAAGGGAAUUCGGUUAGAAAAGGAUCAGGAGAUUGAGAUACUUCAAAGACUUAGGGGAAGGAUAGAUAUCAAAUUGAAUACUUUUUGGCAGCAUUUACAAAUACUUUACUUUGUGAAAAUACGAAACCGUUGUUAUGUAGUUUGUAAACGUGGCCAAGGAAUUAAUAGGAAACAAAUUCACACAUAACUGUUGACAAAAAAGAGAACGUCGUCACAAUAGUAUAUUGAUCAUAGUACGUGCAAAAAAGAAAUAAGAGGAAUAAAAGGAAAAUAGCGAUGUUCAAAGGGUAUAAAGGUCCAUUGUUUGUAUGGAGAAAAAUGUAAUAAACUUGGGUGUAUAUUUAAAAA